AUGACGACCCCAACUUUGAUCAACCUGCCCCCGCCGCCGUCGGAUCCAGUGACUCCCUCGGAGAUGGGACCAGGAACUCCGAACUCCGGCACCACUUCGCUUUCGGCCUUGUCGACCACCGCCAUCAAGGACGGUCACCAAGGCCAGCCGCACCCCUACGGCCGUCAUGCGCAUCACUCUCCGUCCGCAUCCACCACCUCUACCAGCACGCUUGAAGCGGAACGGGCCGAUCGUAUUUCACGCCUGGCCGGUUUAGAACGAGUGGCCACGGCCCGCGCGGGUGGUACGUCGCAGCUCAGUGGCCCUGUGCCCACGCCUCACCACCCCGGUUUUUUCGAAAGCGGAUCGGGAAUCAAAGAGCGCAGUACAGUGGGCAGCGCCAGUGCCACGGGCAGUGUGGGCGCCCGUACGACGUGGGCCAGCGGCAGUGAUGCCUUCGACGCGGACAAGUUGAGUGAGUACCCGGAAGACGGCACCUCGAGUGUGGGCAACUUCAGCGAUGAGGGCGAUGCCAGUCUGGUCGCUUUCGGAGAGGGCGCCAGUACUAUCAGUGGGCCCAUCUCGAACCCCAUGCUGAAUCGGACCUCCUCAGGAGGCCGACCAGGAUCCUUCGGCAGCCCCGGGCUGGUGCGCGUCAAUCCCGUGGCUUCGCAGCACUCGGGCGGCGACACAGCAAUGCUGCUGGCCACAGCGUCCCCAACUGGAUCCGUUACCCCCGAGCCUACCCAGGAUGCUCGGAUGGUGGAUGGAAUGACCUACGAUUCGAAUGUGGUAGACACCACGGUGAGAACCCCUCGCCUGGCCACUCCGGCGGAAGAUGGCAACCCACAUCCGGAGAUCUAG
Messenger RNA from Aspergillus japonicus CBS 114.51, 843 nucleotides. RefSeq lists its product as uncharacterized. The record is from RefSeq and is a predicted model, not a curated record. The transcript is spliced from 2 exons. The coding region runs from base 1 to 843 and encodes 280 amino acids. Lineage: Eukaryota; Fungi; Ascomycota; Eurotiomycetes; Eurotiales; Aspergillaceae.